AUGAGGUCGAAGCGCCCAGAGACCUGGGUUGAAACGUUCGCGAGCAUGUGGACGGUUUCAUCUGUGAUGUGGUCAAUGCGAGGCUCGGCACUAUAUGACAUCUCCACAGACAAAGUCACCGUUAUCGCAAGCGCUCGACUUGCGUCACACCGCGCUUUGCUGUUGUCUGAACGGGAGCGAGGUGGGUUUGCUAAGGUGGCCGAGGAAGCGAUGGAAAACGACGCAGAGGCGUUGAGCGGUCUCCUGUCAAGGAUCGGGAGCUAUGGAUGUCCAGGCCCGUUCAGGCUUAGUCAGGUCCGUUUAAUCUGCAAAUGA
This is a messenger RNA of Ascochyta rabiei, 315 nucleotides long. RefSeq lists its product as uncharacterized. NCBI's taxonomy places the organism in Eukaryota, Fungi, Ascomycota, Dothideomycetes, Pleosporales, Didymellaceae. The record is from RefSeq and is a predicted model, not a curated record. The transcript has a single exon. Bases 1 to 315 code for a protein of 104 amino acids.